This is a messenger RNA of Paecilomyces variotii, 951 nucleotides long. RefSeq lists its product as hypothetical. The transcript is spliced from 2 exons. The coding region runs from base 1 to 951 and encodes 316 amino acids. The record is from RefSeq and is a predicted model, not a curated record. NCBI's taxonomy places the organism in Eukaryota, Fungi, Ascomycota, Eurotiomycetes, Eurotiales, Thermoascaceae.
AUGUCGUCAGGGCUCUCUCGGAGAGAUACCAAGUCCUCAGUCGCGGGACAAUCAGCCCAGGACGUCGUUCCUCCGCUCCCUCCUCCGGCCGUUAGUGGUGGAGGAUCAUUGGGACCGCAAAGCGCAGCUGCGAUCUAUCAACACAUUCAUGACAUGGCUUCGAAACGGAUAUCGACCUUGGAUUACCUUAGAAAAGCUCAUGAGGGCCGCGUAUACUGGUUCAACACGGUCCAUUUCUCAAAGGCAGAUCUCUCGCGCAUGUCAUACUUCGACCAGCGGAAGCUCACACGUCGCUCAAUCAAUUAUCUUCUCCUGGGAUUAUCUCUGCCGCCGAUUCUUGAUAUCAACUCUACCCCCUUUGAAUAUCUCCGUUCCCUGAACGCCUUGCUGCUAGAAUUCGAGACCUUUCAGCAGGUACAUCCUCCCGAUGGAGGCUCGUCAUCGACGCUCGCGAGGGCCCGUAUUCCUCAGAUGUUCAAGAGAGCAGCGGCGCAUUCCAGCAUCAAGACGAGAAGAUCCAGCUCUGCCAAUGAGAUUGGACUUCCUAUGCAAUCAGGUGAUAAUUCUGAUGCCAAGUCUAUAACGGGAAACUCUUCGGGCGCGGCGUCGUCGGUGAUGUCGUUUCCAACUACGGAGUUUUCCGACCUCCUGCCUGGAGAAGAAUACUCGUAUCUCCUUACGCCGUCUUUGCCCUUUGAUCCUGACUUCUUCGAGACCUUUGCAACUCUAUGCGAUGUGCUGAUAGACUGCUACACGCGGCUCGUUUCCUUGGUGUCCAGUCCUGCGGUCUGCACCGCUGCUCUGGGGGAAAUAUUCACGAAAGCGGACGCCAGGUUGCGCAAGGUCAUCGUGGCCGGGGUAGUGCGUGAGUUUGAAGAUGCGAGCAGGAGCGGUGCGAAGAAUGAGAUCUCUGGAGUGGGUCGGGUGGUGCUGGGCGGUCUCCUGGGAUGA